CGAGAGACGAGCACCAACUUCACGAGGUUCAUGUGUGUUUUGCGCAGGUGGAUUGUUUGUUUACAAUCGGCUUUUUUAUUUUGCUGCUGUAGUUUGUUGUUAUCGUUGGGUAUAUAUUGCUGGUAUUGACGGUUUCGAUCAUUCGAAUAGUCGUUGGUGAUUAAUUUCUACAAGGAAAUCGAUACUGAACGAGUUUUUUUGAUAACGAAAAAACGAUCAAAAUGCCCAAGGACAGCUCCGAUGAUGAAAAGGAUGCGGAAAGGCCACUAGUGGCAAAAACUGCAGUAGAUUUACAAAGGUUGAAAGUGAUAAAGUUAAUGAAAAAUCCAGAAAAACCAGUUAUUAUACCAGAACGACCCAAGUCCAAAAAUACACCUGCAGUACCUGAGUUUGUACGCAACGUUAUGGGUAGCAGCGCUGGAGCUGGUAGUGGUGAAUUUCACGUAUAUCGCCAUUUAAGAAGAAAAGAAUAUGCUCGGCAGAAAUUUAUUCAAGAAAAAGGUCACAAGGAACUUUUGGAUGAAGAGUAUCACAAAAAGCUUGAAGAAAACAAAAAAUUAGCAGAUGAAGCGACAGCUAAAAAAAGAGCUAAAAGAUUAAAAAGGAAACAGAAAUUGAAACAAAAGAAAUUCAAGCCAUCUGACAAAAACAAGGUGAAAAAUGAAGACAGCAGUGAAAAAAGUAAUUCUGACGAUUCUUCUGAUGAAGAAAAAUUGAACGACGAAAAUAUUACAAAAGAAUCAGCAGAUUCAGGGGUCAAAGCAGAGCCUGAAAUACCUGAUGCCAAUGUGAUGCAAACUGAUUCUGAAAAUCAAACUACUGUUGAUGUAAAUCAGGAAGAAUCAAGUACAGAAAUCAAGUCUGAAGACCAAGUCAAAGAAGAAAUUUCUGAUGCUAGGGAUAGAGAGGGUACUAGUGCAAGUGAAGAAAUAAAUAAAGCAAACAUGAAAACUGAAAAUGAUAGUGCAUGUAAAGAAAGUGAUAAUGACAGUGAGAAAAAAUCUAAAGAGAUAAAAGAUGAGGAUAACAGUUGAUAAACAUUGUCAUUGUUAGUAAAUUUUGGCAACAUGAUCUGUAUUAUAAAUUAUAUAUUUUAAUAAAAAAUUAAAUUAAUUAUUUGUAAA
Nasonia vitripennis (jewel wasp) is the source of this 1124-nucleotide messenger RNA. RefSeq names its product PRKR-interacting protein 1 homolog. The coding region runs from base 222 to 1034 and encodes 270 amino acids. Gene Ontology annotation, biological process: negative regulation of protein kinase activity. Lineage: Eukaryota; Metazoa; Arthropoda; Insecta; Hymenoptera; Pteromalidae. The record is from RefSeq and is a predicted model, not a curated record. Gene Ontology annotation, cellular component: nucleolus. Gene Ontology annotation, molecular function: protein kinase inhibitor activity; double-stranded RNA binding; protein kinase binding. The transcript is spliced from 4 exons.